Molecule: messenger RNA, 1197 nt
Organism: Cynara cardunculus var. scolymus (artichoke)
Lineage: Eukaryota; Viridiplantae; Streptophyta; Magnoliopsida; Asterales; Asteraceae
Product: peroxidase 31-like
Exons: 1
Coding region: 1-984 (327 amino acids)
Biological process (GO): response to oxidative stress; hydrogen peroxide catabolic process
Molecular function (GO): heme binding; peroxidase activity
Source: RefSeq, a predicted model, not a curated record
AUGGCGAUCAGACCAAACUCAAUGCUUUUCAUUGUUUCCUUUUUAAUCUUCAUCGUAUCUUCACACUCUCAGCAGCUAACUACCAGUUACUACCAGAGAACGUGCCCUAGAUUUGAUCAGAUAAUGCAGGAUACCACCACCAACAAGCAGAUCAACUCCCCAACCACCGCCGCCGCCGCUCUCCGCCUCUUCUUCCAUGACUGUCUAGUCGAAGGCUGCGACGCUUCCGUCCUUAUCUCCUCCACAAACUUCAACAAAGCCGAACGUGACGCCGACAUCAACCUCUCCCUUCCUGGCGACGGAUUCGACGUCGUCGUUAGGGCUAAAACCGCACUCGAACUCGCCUGCCCUGGCGUCGUCUCCUGCGCCGAUAUCCUCGCCGUCGCCACUCGGAAUCUCGUCACCAUGAUGGGCGGACCUUUCUAUAAUGUGAAACUAGGUCGUAGAGAUGGAUUGGUCUCGAGAGCUUCACGAGUCGAAGGCAAUCUCCCUCGACCUACCAUGGCCAUGGAUCAACUCAUCGAUAUCUUCACUUCCAGAGGUUUUUCAGUUCAGGAAAUGGUCGCAUUAUCCGGCGCUCACACCAUCGGAUUAAGCCAUUGCAAGGAAUUCAGCUCAGAGAUCUACAAUUACAGCAGAACAUCUGAAUUCGAUCCGUCGUUCAAUCGUAGAUACGCCGAGGGUUUACGAUCUGCUUGUGUAGAUUACCACAAGAACCCCUCCCUAUCGGUAUUCAACGACGUCAUGACCCCAAGGAACUUCGAUAAUGCGUAUUACCAAAACUUGCCGAGAGGACUUGGAGUGUUGAAAUCGGACAGGGCGUUGGUAAUGGAUCAGAGAACAAAGCCGUAUGUGGAGUUGUACGCUAAGGACCAAAAGGCCUUCUUUGAUGCAUUUGGUCGAGCAAUGGAGAAGCUCAGUUUGUAUGGUGUGAAGAGUGGCCGGAGAGGAGAGAUCCGGCGCCGGUGCGAUUCCUUCAAUUAGGUCAGAUUUUGGGGUUGAUGUCCAAGAUAAUGUUCCUUAAAUUCUCUCGAAUUUGUUAUUUUUUGAAGGAAGAACCUCAUAUAAUUUGUAUACUUGUAUCUUUAUCUUCGAUAAUUAAACAAUAAGAUUUUCAACUUAUGUAGCUUUGUCAAUUUGAUUCAUGUCUUUUGAUCUAUCAUCCAUAGUGAUAUAUUAUCCAAUUCGACUUCUGAU